AUGUCUGGCCCCGUCCCAGUCGCAAAGUCCCUGGCGGACAUCUACCCCCCAACCGCCGUCGACGUCGAGACUCCGCGAUGGAACAACCUGCUCGCAAAGUUCGAAAAGGACUUUGGCCACCCGGCGCACUUCAUCUCGCGGUCGCCCGGCCGCGUCAACAUCAUCGGCGAGCACAUCGACUACUCGCUGUACUCGGUGCUGCCCAUGGCCAUCACCGCCGACGCCAUCAUCGCCGUGUCGACCAAGCCGGUCGCCGCCGACGCAACGACGUUCAAGGUCCGCGUGCACAACGUCCAGGACGCCAAGUUCGCCCCCGGGGAGUUUGACGUUCCGAUCGGGAGUGAUGUCGACAUUGAUUCCACAGUGUUCGAGUGGACAAACUACUUCAAGAGCGGGCUUCGCGGCGCGCUGGGCCUCCUGUACCGCAAGAAAGGGGCCGGCUUCCGCCCCUGUGACAUGGAAGUGCUUAUGGACGGCAACGUUCCCGUUGGCGGAGGGCUGAGCUCAAGCGCCGCCUUUGUCACCGCCAGUGCUCUGGCCGUCAUGGCCGCCAAUGGCGAGAGCGCGGUGGACAAGAAAGAACUAACUGAGCUCGCCAUCGUCAGCGAGCGAGCCGUUGGGGUCAACUCUGGAGGCAUGGAUCAAUCCGCAUCAGUCUUCUCGGAGCAAGGGUCCGCCACAUUCGUGUCCUUCACCCCCGGCCUGUCUGCCCGGCCGGUCAAGUUCCCCCCAACCAGGCCCGAGCUGUGCUUCGUUAUCGCGCAAUCCUUUGUCACGUCCAAUAAACAUGUCACAGGACCCAUCCACUACAACCUUCGUGUCGUCGAGGUCAGCUUUGCGGCUGCUUACCUUCACGCGGUGCUCAACCCACCCGGCACGCAGCUGCCAGAAGACGCAGGCCCUCUCGGCAUUAGCCUCCAGGGAUUCCACGACACAUUCUUCUACCACAACGGCGGGUCGGACUACGCCGCGGCCAAGAGCCUGACCAAGGAGGAGGAGCUGCGCAGGCUCGUCGAGGUCACCAAGGAGACGCUGACCCGGGAGGACGGCUACACGCGGGAGGAAAUCGCCGCCGUCCUCCAGAUGUCCGUGCCGGACCUAGAGCAGCGCUUCAUGGCCAGGUUCCCCGUCCGCGCUGACCGGUUCAAGCUCAGGCAGCGAGCCCUGCACGUCUUUACCGAGGCGCUGCGAGUCCUCGAGUUCCUGACGCUGCUCGAGCGUCCCUUGCACACGGGGGCGACCGACACGACUCAGUUCAACCAGGAGCUCGGACGCCUCAUGAACGAGACGCAGGACUCGUGCAGGGACCUGUACGAGUGCAGCUGCCCAGAGCUCGACGACAUAUGUCGCAUCUCACGUGGCGCCGGGGCUUAUAGCAGCAGGCUGACGGGAGCCGGGUGGGGAGGAUGCACCGUCCACCUCGUGCCCGUUGACAAGGUGCAGGCCGUCAAGGAGGCGCUCGAGCUGCAGUACUAUGCCAAGCUGGACCUGACCGACGAGCAGAGGGAGCAGGCUGUCGUCGUGAGCCGGCCCGCUCGAGGGAGUGCCGUCUAUAUAGUCGAGGGAGGCCAGAUAAGGUGA
This is a messenger RNA of Trichoderma aggressivum f. europaeum, 1581 nucleotides long. RefSeq lists its product as uncharacterized. Bases 1 to 1581 code for a protein of 526 amino acids. The transcript has 2 exons. The record is from RefSeq and is a predicted model, not a curated record. Gene Ontology annotation, biological process: galactose metabolic process; carbohydrate phosphorylation. Gene Ontology annotation, cellular component: cytosol; cytoplasm. NCBI's taxonomy places the organism in Eukaryota, Fungi, Ascomycota, Sordariomycetes, Hypocreales, Hypocreaceae. Gene Ontology annotation, molecular function: galactokinase activity; ATP binding.